Messenger RNA from Paramecium tetraurelia, 667 nucleotides. RefSeq lists its product as uncharacterized. Lineage: Eukaryota; Ciliophora; Oligohymenophorea; Peniculida; Parameciidae. The record is from RefSeq and is a predicted model, not a curated record. The transcript is spliced from 4 exons.
AUAAUUCACACAAUUAUAAUAGAAAUAUCAAUAUCCAAUAAAGUCAAGAUAGUUCUGAUAGCGAUUAAGACGGAAUGGUUCCAUUUCCAAAUUUUAAUUAAAUUUUUGGGCCUAAUUCUUAAUUUCAGAGAUAAAUGGACAAUAUGAGACAUUAAAUGAAUGAGGCUUUCACUUUUAAUGUAAAUUUUGGUUCCGAUUCAAUUUAAUUUAAUCUACAAACCAAUGGAAGCUAGAGAUAACAUAUACAAAUCCAAAAUAUAGGGCCAUCAAUCAGAGUCUAACAAUAUUGUAAUAUGCCAAAUGUUUAAUUCUAUACUGCCGAUGAUGACGAUGAUGAGGAAGAUGAAAACUAUUAAGAAAAUUACUUUUACCAAGAUGAAGAGCCAGAAGUCGAAGAAAGAAGACAAGCACAACCCAUGAGUUCAAGUGAAAUUAAAUAGAUACCAACAUAGAAAUACAUACCUAACUAGAAAAAUUUAAAUUGUGUUGUUUGCAUGAUUGAUUUUAAAAAAUCUGAUUAAGUCAAAAUCUUGGAGUGUUUGCACUAGUUUCAUUCUAAAUGCAUUGAUUAAUGGCUAAAAUAGAAAGGAGAAUGCCCUGUAUGUAGACACUAAUUAAAUUGAAUAAUAUGCACUAUAUAUUUAAUUGCAUCAAUCAAUUAAGUUUA